Helicoverpa zea (corn earworm) is the source of this 3450-nucleotide messenger RNA. It is a transcript of the gene singed, whose product is annotated as protein singed. Bases 262 to 1797 code for a protein of 511 amino acids. The transcript has 10 exons. Gene Ontology annotation, biological process: establishment or maintenance of cell polarity; cell migration; actin filament bundle assembly. Lineage: Eukaryota; Metazoa; Arthropoda; Insecta; Lepidoptera; Noctuidae. Gene Ontology annotation, cellular component: actin cytoskeleton; cytoplasm. Gene Ontology annotation, molecular function: actin filament binding; protein-macromolecule adaptor activity. The record is from RefSeq and is a predicted model, not a curated record.
UCCACCGCGAACUACCGUGGGGGUAACGUUGUUGUUGCAACGAUUCACGCAAAUUAUCUAAACCGGACCAACCGUACCGGUAUACACUAUAAUAAAUAUAAAAUAACUAUUAUAAUUGAAAAUCAGUGUCAAGUUAAUUGAUGAAGUGCUAGACUGAAUCUGCAGUUCGCGAAUAUAGUGCAACCUGUGAUUUGAUCUCGCGAUCUCCGUGGCUGCAUUUCUUUGGUGGUGUGAGCUUGCUGAAGUGUAAAAAGAAUAACCAUGAACGGGCACAGCAACGGUGACAUGAACGGCGCAGGAGACAUCAUCACCCAGAACCAGCAGCGAGGCUGGUGGACCAUCGGGCUCAUCAACUCGCGCUACCGCUACCUCACCGCCGAGACCUUCGGCUUCAAGAUCAACGCCAACGGCACCAGCCUCAAGAAGAAGCAGAUAUGGACCUUGGAACCUGCUUCGGGGAAUGCUAAUGACAGCAUGAUCUACCUGCGCUCUCACCUGGACAAAUACCUGGCCGUGGACUCGUUCGGCAACGUCACCUGCGAGUCUGAGGAGAAGGAGCCUGGCAGCAAGUUCCAUAUCAGCGUGUCAGACGACAACAGCGGCCGCUGGGCGCUGCGCAACGUGGAGCGCGGCUACUUCCUCGGCUCCAGCUCCGACAAGCUCACCUGUACUGCCAAGGUGCCUGGUGAUGCUGAGCUCUGGCAUGUGCAUCUUGCUGCUAGGCCUCAGGUGAACCUCCGCUCCAUCGGGCGCAAGCGUUUCGCUCACCUGUCGGAAUCCCUGGACGAGAUCCAUGUGGACGCCAACGUGCCGUGGGGGGAGGACACGCUCUUCACGCUGGAGUUCAGGGCUGAUGAGGGGGGCAAGUAUGCCCUGCAUACAUGCAAUAACAAGUACUUGAGCGCUGGUGGCAAGCUCCAAGAGCAGUGCACAUCAACGUGCCUCUUCAGCGCGGAGUACCACGCGGGAGCCCUAGCGCUCCGCGACGGAUCCGGCGCCUACCUCGCGCCCAUCGGCUCCAAGGCCGUGCUGAAGACGCGUUCCACCGCCGUCACCAGGGACGAGCUGUUCUCCUUGGAAGACAGCCUGCCUCAAGCCGCCUUUGUAGCCGCCCUCAAUGAGAAAUAUGUCUCCGUUAAGCAAGGAGUUGAUGUAACAGCUAACCAGGACGAGAUCUCGUCUCACGAGACAUUCCAGCUUGAGUUCGACUGGGCCACGCGCCGCUGGUACAUCCGCACCAUGCAGGACCGCUACUGGACCCUCGAGACCGGCGGCGGCAUACAGGCUUCGGGCGAUAACAAGUCAUCGAAUGCCCUGUUCGAGCUGGAGUGGCAAGGCGACGGCGCCGUGGCGUUCCGCGCCAACAACGGCAAGUACCUGAUGACGAAGCGCUCCGGACAUCUGUACGCCAACGCCGACGCCAUCGACGACAACUGCAAAUACUACUUCUAUCUUAUUAACAGACCUAUCCUGGUGCUGAAGUGCGAGCAAGGCUUCGUGGGCCCCAAGGGCGUGAGACUGGAGUGCAACAAGGCCAACUACGAGACCAUUCAGGUCAUCCGCGGACCCAAGGGCGCUGUCUACUUCAAAGGACAAAACGGCAAGUACUGGCACGCGGACAGCGAGUCUGUCUCGUGCGACGCGGACUCCCCUCAGGGCUUCCACCUCGAGCUGCGCGAGCCCACGCGCCUCGCCAUCCGCGCAGCGCAGGGCGGACACUACCUCGCCGCCGCCAAGAACGGCAACUUCCGUCUGGCCGGCCCCGACCUCAGCACCGCCACGCACUGGGAGUACUAAGCACUGCUCACCGACUGCUCACUCGCUCAUACACCACACAAAAAAUAACAUUGCUCCAAAUAGUACUUCGAGCAAAGUUAUUUGACGUGAAACGUACUUCAUCAUCAUAACAGAAAACUGCCAAUUUUUCUAUAAACUUUUCGGUUAUGUAAUGGCCUAACGGCUCCAUCACAGUUUUUAUAAUACUUCAUCUACAGCAGUCAUUCAUCAUCAUUCAUGUCAUCGAGUGUUGCUCAUGGAUCUCUCAUACAAUCGUACUCGCAAUACUCUCGGAGUCGUGACGUGAGGGCGCGCGCUGCAGGCGCCAUUUUACUCCUCUAUAGCCGCCAUCUUGUCGAAGCGUGGCGGCGACGAACGAUCCAAUCAGCUAAUUCUGAGACGGAAUCUGCUGCCAAUGGUUUAUUAUUAUAAUAUAAAUAAAAAAUGGGAAUGUUAGUCAAUGCUCCUGCAUUGAUGAUACACAUUUCGUACUAAAAAAAAAACAUUAAAAUGCGUCCCCGCAAGGCGCCGCCCUGUUUUGCAUUUAGUACGAUUAAGAUGAUGUGUCGCGCGAUGUAACGCGAAUGUGAUCAUAAUGAAAAUAUCGCUUCACCUUUAUUGUAAUCAUAGAUUAUUUUCUUAUAACUGGUAGAUCUGCCGUCACGUUGCUUAUGUCGAAUUAUUUUUAUAUUUAAAUAUUUUGUGACCGUCACUCGUAUCGCUUGAAUUAUUUAUUCUAGAUUGUAUGGUAUAAAUUUAGUAUGGAAGACAUUAUUCUGAAAUUUUUCGAAAAAUAUUUAUUGGAUAUUGUAGUGUCUAGUCGAUGGUUUUUAUACAAUUUUUUAUCAGCCCCCAGUACUGUACUACCGUCGUAUCCUGUAGGUUAGUGAAUGUUAACACCGUGAGACUGAUGCCUACAACACAACGCAGUGACACUGUACCGUAAUUAAUUUAAGUUAAUCAGGGAUUGACGCAAUACCAGACGAGUGCUCCCGGAGCCGCUCGCGUCUCACACCGGUACAUGCGCUACACCGUCUGCACUUAACUCUGCACAACACGCGCUGGACUGACACCGUACCGUACAUAUACUCCGACACACGAGUGCAAUCUAAUACAUAAGUUAAUAUCGUUAUAUACUCGCUAAUAAGUUGACUGUCUCAUGUUGUGCAUAGUUAAUUUGACAGACUUAUAUUUCUACACACUGGCGACAUUAGCACCAUCUAAAAAUCGCAUUAUAACUGCGACAUUAGUCGCCGGUGUGUAGGAUGUGUAUUUCGCACUAAGUCUGGCUUCUAAUUAAUGAACAUGUAAGGUAGGUAAGUUAUUGUAAGUUAUCACGUUAGGGUAAGCUUGAUCCGCUCCCAAUUAUAUAAUCGUCCAUUCCAUGCUUUUAGAAUUACGACAUGGGAUUAAAAACCAUUUUUUAUUAUUUUUUACAUGAAAAAUAACGGAGAUUUUUGUAACUGGUGCAUAGUCUUGUAUAUAAACGGUUUCCAUUUGCGUAUGAAGUCUGUACUUACGAUAACGUUUGGGAAGCGUUGACUCCUUUUUAUAAUGAACAAAACGAGAAAUGUUUUUUUAUUGAGGGUAUUUUGUAUGCAAUGCUGAUUCUGAAAUAUUUGUACGAUAACGUCUUUGUAAACUAUUAAUGAAUAAAUUAUAAUCAUAUUGUAA